Miscanthus lutarioriparius is the source of this 759-nucleotide messenger RNA. NCBI's taxonomy places the organism in Eukaryota, Viridiplantae, Streptophyta, Magnoliopsida, Poales, Poaceae. The record is from the annotation of a GenBank genome assembly.
AUGGUAGUGAUCGAGCAGGAGCCCGAGGAGCCGACGCGGCCCUCGUCGCCAGCGGCGGAGGAGCAGGCGGCCGCCGCGGCCGGCGGGGAGGCGGUGCGCCCCUCGUCUUCAGCGGCGCCCGAGGAGGCGGCCGCCGCCGCGGCCAGCGGGGAGGCGUCGAGGGCGGCGGAAGAAGAGGAGGAGGCCUUCGAGGACGCGCUCACCGACGAGCAGCUGCGAGAGAAAGCUAGAAGCCAAGCAAAUGAUGCAAAAGCAGAAGGAAACAAGCUUUUUGGUGCUGGACAAUAUGAGGAAGCAUUAUCUCAAUAUGAAAUGGCAUUGCAAAUUGCUGCUGAGCUGGAAUCUUCUGAGGAUAUACGCGCCGCAUGCCAUUCAAAUCGUGCUGUGUGCUUCCUGAAAUUGGGAAAACAUGAUGAGACGAUUAAAGAAUGCACAAAAGCACUUGAACUCAACCCAACAUACCUGAAAGCCUUGCUUCGGAGGGCAGAAGCGCAUGAAAAGCUUGAACACUAUGAUGAAGCUAUUGCUGAUAUGAAAAAGGCUAUUGAAGUGGAUCCUUCAAAUCAACAAGCCACGAGGUCUCUUUUCCGACUUGAGCCCCUGGCAGCUGAGAAGAGGGAAAAGAUGAAGGAAGAAAUGAUUGCAAAGCUGAAAGAUCUGGGGAACUCUGUGCUGGGCCGCUUCGGAAUGAGUGUUGACAAUUUCAAAGCUGUCAAAGACCCAAACACUGGUUCUUACAGCGUUCAAUUCCAGAAGUAA